Aspergillus wentii DTO 134E9 is the source of this 1173-nucleotide messenger RNA. RefSeq lists its product as uncharacterized. NCBI's taxonomy places the organism in Eukaryota, Fungi, Ascomycota, Eurotiomycetes, Eurotiales, Aspergillaceae. The transcript has a single exon. The record is from RefSeq and is a predicted model, not a curated record. Bases 1 to 1173 code for a protein of 390 amino acids.
AUGUCUCUUCCAAAUCACACGUCACCUCCUUUAUCUUCAUCUUCCUCCAAGCAGUCCAUCCGAGGUACUCUUGGAUCGACAGCUCCGUCUCGCCCAAGACACAUCGAACGACCCCCGACAGCACAACAUAUCGACAACGGCAUACCUGCGGAACAACAGAGCCACGAAGCGGCAGAGACAACUGGAUCAAUACAUUACGAGGAAGAAACAAACCAUCGGGAUAACUCACCGUCGUCGUCGCAGCAACAAUUUCAACCGUUCUUCACCUUGAUCGAGGACGCCGCUUCGUCCGAAUACUACCACCCCACCGUUCACUACAUUUUCUCUGACGAUGACGCCGAUAUCGUAACAGAAGCAGCUUUACGAUCGCUGGAAACAGGGCAGGAUAGCUUUCCCUAUUCCGCAAAGGGCUCUUCAAGACCAACGCGCGAUCAGCAGCAAGAGGGCGAAGGCGAAGAGGACACAUAUGGACAGGACGGCGAGCUUUCAGGCUCGAGAAAGGAAUCGUUACUCCCUCCUCCCAUUCCAGGAGUGCGGGAUAACUUCAUCAUUCUAGACGUGGAACCUACGUCUUUGGAUGGCCAAGGAAAUGGAGAAGCCGAUCCCGGCCUCACAGCAGCAGCAGCAGGCACGAAGUCUAUCUCGACAUCACCUGCAACCCAAACACUACCGCAACCCCAACAACAACGACAAUCGCAACCGCAACAACCACCUCCACAGUUUACGGUGACAUCAUCCAAUAGCUUAACACCGGCAUGGCAAGUCAUGGGAACACAGCUAGUGCCAGCCCCGACCUUCGAGAAUAGUGCAUCCGGCGAGCAGCCUUCGAACGGUGGACUUAUGCUGAAAAUCCACGGCACGGCGGGAUUGCCUCCGAACAUAGCUAGCAAAGACAAAGACAAGGAGAAGGGCAGUCAACGAUUGGAGGAUAUGAUGGAUCAGUUUGCAAAGCGCAUGAGCGAACUUAGGCAGAUCAUCGAUGUUGGAGAAGAAGGCCAGUCCACGGAAGAGGAGCGUCCCGAUGAGCCACCUUCGGAGCAGCCUCAAGGAAUCGAAAACAAUGGAGAACUAGGUGAAUUACCAGGUGUUGUUCAGGAUGAAGUGGAGGGCGGAGGUCAAAACGGCUCCCCUGGUGAAGACGAGGCGUCUCAUUUCUCAGACACAGCAGCAUAA